UCGCUUACAUGCACCACUCAACAUCAGAAUGGCAGAGCUAGACAUCGAAUCCCACACAAACCCCACCAUUAACACCACAGAUUCUUCGGAAGCCGCUGCCUUUUUCCGCAAAGAAAACCGCCCACUCACGUUAAAGUUCCACAACGUCAUAUACAAGAUCAAAUCCAAGAAAUCAAAUUUGGAAGAGAAAACAAUCUUGAAAGGUAUAAGCGGAGUGGUUCGACCAGGGGAGAUGUUAGCCAUGAUGGGUCCAUCGGGGUCUGGAAAAACCACUCUUCUCACAGCCAUUGGAGGCCGCUUGGGUGGGCGUCUCGAAGGAACCAUUUCUUAUAACAAUAAACCCUUCUCCAAUCAAAUUAAACGCAACAUUGGCUUUGUAACCCAAGAUGACAUUCUUCUUCCCCAUUUGACCGUCACUGAAACCCUUGUUUUCACUGCGCUUUUAAGGCUUCCAAAUGCCUUGACCAAGCACCAGAAAUUGGCUCACGCAGAGGCUGUCCUGUCCCAGCUUGGUCUCAUUAAGUGCAAGAACAGCGUCGUGGGUGACCAAAGACUAAGAGGGGUUUCUGGGGGAGAGAGGAAAAGGGUCAGCAUUGGCCAAGAAAUGCUCAUAAACCCUAGUCUUCUGUUUCUUGACGAACCCACUUCGGGUCUUGACUCCACCACGGCUCAGAGGAUCGUUUCCACUCUCUGGGAGCUCGCUCAUAAUGGUGGGAAGACUGUGGUUAUGACCAUUCAUCAGCCUUCCAGCCGCCUUUUCUAUAUGUUUCAUAAGAUCUUGUUGUUGUCCGAAGGCAACACGAUGUAUUUUGGGAAAGGAUCCGAAGCCAUGGAUUAUUUCUCCACUCUUGGCUACUCUGUUUCUGUGCCUAUGAACCCUUCUGAUUUCUUGUUGGAUCUUGCUAAUGGUUUGUCAAUGAAUGAUCCGGAAGAGGAGGCCACCAUGAUUAAGGAGAAGCUUGUUUCAUGUUACAAGAACAGUGACAUGGCUGAAAACUUGGAGUUAGAGGUAAAAGAAAGUGAUGAACAUUUGGAUGAAGAUGCCACAAUAAACAAGAGAUUUGAGCGAUGGUCUACCACUUGGUGGCAACAAUUCUGUGUUCUCUUGAACAGAGGAAUUAAGGAAAGAAAGCAUGAAUCCUUUUCUGGGCUCAAGAUUGCCCAAGUUUUAGCUGUGGCUUUCAUCAGUGGGCUGUUAUGGUGGCAAUCUGAUGAUGCCCAUUUACAAGACAAGAUUGGAUUGUUCUACUUCUCCUCAAGCUUCUGGGGUUUCUUCCCUCUUUUGCAAGCUAUCAGCACCUUUCCAAGAGAAAGAAUGAUACUCGAAAAGGAGAGAUCUUCAGGAAUGUACCGCCUCUCGUCUUACUUCAUUUCAAGAACCAUAAGCGACCUCCCAAUGGAGCUCAUCCUUCCCACCGUCUUCAUCCUCAUAAUCUACGGGAUGGCAGGGUUGAAACGAACCGUGACGAGUUUCUUUUCGACCCUAUUUUAUCAGCUCCUGAGUGUUUUAGUGUCCCAAGGGUUUGGUCUGGCGGUUGGCGCGCUUGUUUUGGACCAAACUUCAGCUACCACACUUGGAUCAGUUAUCAUGCUUUGUUUCCUUCUAACAUCGGGCUAUUUUGUUCAGCAUGUGCCGGGGUUUAUUGCUUGGACCAAGUACAUUUCUAUUGGUACUUAUACUUAUAAGCUUUUGCUGAUAUCUCAAUACAAAGCUACUGAUACUUAUCUAUGUCCGGGCCAUGGAGUGGGGGUGUGUGAAGUUGGAGAGUUCCCUGCAAUUAAGCAAAUGGGUCUUCAUGGGAAAACCACUGCUAUUUUGGCUUUGAUGGCUAUGCUCGUUGGAUAUCGUCUUGUUGCUUAUAUUGCUUUGAUGAGGAUUGGUGUAACUAAGAAGGAAUAGCUUUUAUGCGUAACGGAUGAAUUUGUUUUGAAAUCUUUGAUAUUGUUAUGGUUAAUCUUUGAUGUUCAUAGGGAUAGUGAUAGUUCAGUGUAUAUCAGGACACUUAGUUU
Cucurbita moschata (crookneck pumpkin) is the source of this 2010-nucleotide messenger RNA. Its product is annotated as ABC transporter G family member 9. Gene Ontology annotation, cellular component: membrane. The coding region runs from base 29 to 1900 and encodes 623 amino acids. NCBI's taxonomy places the organism in Eukaryota, Viridiplantae, Streptophyta, Magnoliopsida, Cucurbitales, Cucurbitaceae. The transcript has 4 exons. Gene Ontology annotation, molecular function: ATP binding; ATP hydrolysis activity; ABC-type transporter activity. The record is from RefSeq and is a predicted model, not a curated record.